Messenger RNA from Cucumis sativus (cucumber), 1286 nucleotides. RefSeq names its product protein FAR1-RELATED SEQUENCE 6. Lineage: Eukaryota; Viridiplantae; Streptophyta; Magnoliopsida; Cucurbitales; Cucurbitaceae. The record is from RefSeq and is a predicted model, not a curated record. The transcript is spliced from 3 exons. Bases 137 to 889 code for a protein of 250 amino acids.
CCCAUCUUUACAUCCUGAACCCGACCACCGCCACCACCGUCUCUGUCUCCCUCUCCUCUCUCCGUUUCGAAUCCCUUCUCUCUCCCUUCCCUCUCUCUGCCACUUCGAUCAAAUUCCCUCCUGAUUUUUUUUUUUCAUGGAGUUUGGGGUUGAUGGUGAUAGUGAGGUGGUGGGCAAUUCGACUCUGGUGGAGGAUAGCAAACCUCUUGAUGAAAAUGAAACAGGAGUAAGUUCUAUUGAAAGGAUUUUUGAUCAGGACCAGGAUGAGAAAAUAAUUCAGGAUUCAACUGGAAGAAAUGCAAUUUUGGAUUCAGUUCCUGGAUUGCCCAUAGUUCAAGCAGACGAGCCUUAUGUUGGUCAGGAAUUUGAAAAUGAGGCGGCAGCGCAUGCAUUUUAUAAUUCUUAUGCUACGCGUGUGGGAUUUGUUAUUCGUGUUAGCAAGCUCUCACGAUCAAGACGUGAUGGGACGGCUAUUGGUCGUGCACUUGUUUGCAACAAAGAAGGGUACAGAAUGCCGGAUAAGCGGGAAAAGAUUGUGAGGCAGAGGGCAGAAACGAGGGUUGGUUGCAGGGCAAUGAUUUUGGUGAGGAAAGUAAAUUCUGGGAAAUGGGUUGUCACUAAAUUUGUGAAAGAGCAUACGCAUCCUCUCUCACCUGGGAAAGCUCGAAGAGAUUGCAUAUAUGACCAAUAUCCUAAUGAACACGAUAAGAUACGUGAAUUGUCUCAGCAGCUUGCAAUUGAGAAAAAGCGAUCUGCAACUUAUAAAAGGCAUCUAGAAGUCAUUUUUGAAUACAUCGAGGAGCAUAACGAUAGCUUGUCAAGAAAGAUCCAACAUAUAGUAGACAACGUGAAGGAGUUGGAAAGUGUAGAACAGCAGAAUCAUAGAUAGUAUUGGGCUAUACUUCUACAUACUCCCAGUUUGAGAUUCCAAAACGAAGAUGAUGGUAUAGUUGCUGGAUGAAUGAAGAAAAUUUUAGUUCAGAAUUAUUAUGAUAUGUUCCAGCAUUUAGAUGUCAAUUCAGUUUCACAAAAAUGGAGUAUACUUCCCAUGAUAUUUCAUUGCUUGUAAAUCGCAAUGUAUGUCAUGUUUUGUACAGCAUUCAAACGAUUUGUAUCUUAUCUUUCAUUAGUCAGUUUUUUUUUACCUUAUUAAUUUAUUUUCAAGUUAUUGAUGAACUCGUCUUUACAGACAUCAUAGAUAUUUGACCUUCGCAUCCUUUCGAUUUAUCUUCAAAAGGAAAUAAGACACAAGAAAUGAAAAAAAAAACGAUGGAUUUUCAGUUGUC